AUGUUAGAUCAUUGGUGUUGGGGAACUAAAUCCUAUCGACCGGACCUUGAAUUACGGCGGAAACAACUUCCUCCGGUGGUACUCCCGACGGCGAACGCGCGCGUGUUUGCUAUAUCGAACGCGCUGGAUAUAGAGCAAGACCCAGGGAAAUAUAAGUGUCAGUUGUAUUUGCCUCUUACGUUGCCUCCGACGGUACGACGAAAAAACUUUAGUUAUGACUAUAUUCUAGCGAUUGCAAAUAAGCAGCCGGAUAGUAAGAGGCGAGAUGGCACGCAGCGCGACAGCAAAAAGACGCCUGGGGAAGCAACGAACCUCGAGCUUAAGGGGAGGCCGUUGACGACGAAUUCUCUGUCCAGGUCUUUUGGAGAAGACUCUGUGCUGGAAGACAACUUCAGCGGCAGCAAACAAUGCUCAUUAACUCUGAAGGUUGAGCCUUCCCUGGCACUUCUCGCUCCAUUAACGGAAUGGAUUCCUACUUUUGUCAAGUACCGGGAUCUGAGCAAAGCCUUGCUACCUCCCCCACCCAUAUUCCCGCCCCUACCCAACCGACCGGGCACUCCCAGCUCCCUCGCACUCGAUCCGAGACUUACCUAA
Messenger RNA from Gregarina niphandrodes, 594 nucleotides. RefSeq lists its product as hypothetical. Bases 1 to 594 code for a protein of 197 amino acids. Lineage: Eukaryota; Apicomplexa; Conoidasida; Eugregarinorida; Gregarinidae. The transcript has a single exon. The record is from RefSeq and is a predicted model, not a curated record.